Messenger RNA from Cavia porcellus (domestic guinea pig), 11023 nucleotides. RefSeq lists its product as uncharacterized. NCBI's taxonomy places the organism in Eukaryota, Metazoa, Chordata, Mammalia, Rodentia, Caviidae. The record is from RefSeq and is a predicted model, not a curated record. The transcript has 5 exons. The coding region runs from base 1 to 1323 and encodes 440 amino acids.
AUGCACGACUGGAAAACAACACCACUUUUCAAAAGCCCUUUCAAGAGCUGCCCGUUCCAGAAGGCAAAGAGCCCGGCCUCCUUUUAUUAUUCUGAUCGCUUCUUUGAGACGCUCCCCCUCCUCUUCACCUCCCGGCUUUCUUUCCUUCUCUCGCGCUCCCCUUCUUUUAUUAUUAUGAUUAUGCGCAGCCUUUUAUUCCCUUUCAGAUCAGCUGCAUGGAAAGGGGGGAGGGAGGGUAGGAAAAAAAAAUCCGAGCGAGCUUGCGAGCCGGCUGCAGAUAACACAAUGACGCGUGCCCGCCCGGCUCUCGGAGAGGGACCCGGAGAGCCCGUCUGGGAGCUGCGGUCCGGGCUGGCCACCUCUACCCAGCACGCCCGCCAAGGCGCAUGCGCGUUUAUUAAUAUUCAUGAGGGGCGUGCCCGACUAGGGCACGCCUCCUCUCCUCGAUUGACGGGGAGGGGAGUGCGGGAAAGAACUUGGAUGGGACCGGGGCUCCGGAACGCGCAGGGUGGCAGAGCCUACAUACUAUGGCCGCAAGCGGACCCCGCCCUGGGGAGUUCAGGCGGGCGCGUGGGGAGAGCGCGGGUCGCUCCCUCGGGGCCGACAGUAGGAGCCCCAGGUGUAGGAGCCGGGGCGCUGUCGGAGCGGGCUGCUUCCGCCUUCCAGACCGCCGGCGUCAGCUGCGGCUCUCGCCCCCGGAGGAGGUCCCGCCCGCGGGAGCCCGGCCCGCUUCCCGGGGCGAGCGAGCGGCUGCGCGGAGCGCUGUUUUGGCGGCGGCGAGGCGGGCGCACUUGCCGCCGUCUGCUCGCCCGGCGGAGGCGAGCUGGGCAGAAGUUGCUGGGACCUUUGCACAACUUUCCCGGAGCCAGGCUGGCCGCAGAUCCGAGGGAAAGCCUCGGCCGCGCGCCACGCCUUCCGAAUCCAAGUCUGCGGAGCCUCGGCAGGCUCCCAGCUUCCUCUCCAAACCAGGCGGGGUCGAGGGCGGCGGGCACGCCGAGGCCCCACCAGGCUUGCGAAGGGCUGGCAGCAAGGUCGGGGGGCUUGGGCACCCCGGGCCGCAGUGCCAGGAUUGCACCUGUAGGCGGCCUCCUAGCCCCUCUCUGGGUGGCAAGACGUGGGCCUGGGAAGGACCAUCUCACCACGCCUCCGACUGCCGAGUUCGACUUCUCUGGGGUGGCGGUGGAAACUGAUGCCAUUUUCCACCUUGAGGCUGGCCUUGCAAUUAGUAGCGACACCCCUGGUUAUAAUCAAGGUCAAAAGAAACCCGCGGGCCGGCUGAAGCCUCUGCCAGCCUGUUUCCUAGCAGGUUUGCUUCUGGUUUAAGGGGUGCUGUUUAACAAAAGAGACCUGAGAGGUGGACAGAGGUUUAACCCUCAUACUGAGUAUGUCCUGCAGAAAAGCAUGACCAUUCAGAAGUCAGUAUGGGGCUCCAGCCCUCUUGGGCUGUUAGGCUAUGAAUUAUUUCCCUGGGUCAAGGGAAAAUAGGUUCCAACGUGCUGAGUUAGGAGAGCAUAAAAAGGCAGGUGUGUGUAGUAAUCCACUUACUGCAUUUGAAGAGAAGCUAAACUAUGAGCAGUCUUUUCAGGGCCAGAUAUUCUGGAGUACAAAAAGCAGCUGACUGAUUUAAGAUUCGGUGCAAAGCUUCCAAGGGUAGUUUAGGAUUCGUGACAGCUGAACAAAUCAACGCACCUGAGAAAGAUACUUUCUUAAAGGAAAUAGGCACCAUCUCGAGCAUUCGUGAGCAAAUUAAUCCACAUUUGGGGAAGGACAUAGCCAAGACAAAACAGGUUUACAACUGGUCCUGUUAGCUGGUUGAGGCAGCAGCCACCUGGGCGUUUUCUCUUGCUGCAGUCUGGUGCCCCCUCCCCAGACUGCCCAACAUGCAAGGCGUCCAGUAAUCAGGAACCCUGCUGACUUUGCUGGCCAAAGUUUGUGUAAACACCAGCCCCCCACAAACUUUCUACUCAGUCUCCCAUUUGGGGUGCCUCUGGGUGGGAGCCAGGGUCAGCUGCAGUCCUCUGGCAGAUGGAGCCCAGAUGAUGAACAGGAAAGAGAAUAGAUUUCUGACAGGUUUAAUCAGGGGCUCUGACCCAUUAACAAAACACAAAAUCAUCAUGUUCUCAUAGCAGAGUCCCUCACCCUUUCUGAGCCUGGGAACCCCAUUUAGGGAAGAUGAUUGUGGGCUAUAGGGAAUUCUUUUAAAAAUUUCAGUUGGGGCUCUUCCAGAGUCGGGACUCCCCCAAAAAGCCAGUCGCAUUAGAGUAGCAGGUAUGGAAUGGAAGCUGCAUCCACCACUUCCUCAGCGCGGCCCUGGGGAAUGGGGAACUGGGGCUGAGAGCUGAAACAUGAAGAUACCCACCCACCCCACCUCACCACUCCCCGCCUCGCCUUAGCUGCCUUUGAACCUUACUUUCCAACUAUAAGCAAAUGUCCCAGAAAAAUGUUCUGUGAAGAAUGCCUUAGACAUCACAGGCACACACCUGAGAGAAAAGGAGGAGGGCACUUCCUGGACUGUUACUGUUUGGUCCAUCUCACAUGAUCAAAUCACAGCCAUCCUUGGAUAACUUUCAGGAAAGAAAAAAAAAAGCCUUCAUUCUCUAUUCACAAAGCUUACUCUACUUUUACUAAGUCAUCAACAUACAGCAGCCUUGAGGCCCCCCCCCCAGGAAUUAAGAGCCAUUCAACUUUACUGUAUUUAAAAAUCACUGAAUCAGCUGAAGUCUCUGGUUAAUCAAGACUGUGAUAAAAUCAGCUAAUCAAUAGUGGUUGAGAAUUACUGUUGCAUGUGGCAACACAGGUAAUUUUUUUUAAAAAUCGUGAUGUGAAAUGUCAGGUGUAAAGACUGUAACCUAUAUGGAUUGACUUAUGUGAAGCUUUGCAGCAGGGAAAACCAAUCUAUGGCAAUUUUUUUAAAAAGUCACACAAAAAUGAUUUUGGAGGGAGGCAGAGAUUGUUAGGGAUUUCUCAAGGUUCUUCUAAGAGUGAGGUAAUGUCAAUCUUGAUGGGGGUUUGGGUUGCAUGCAUUUGUCAAAAUUCAUUAACUAGUAUAUUUAAGAUUGAUGUAUUUCAUUGUAUGUUCAAAAGAGAAAAUGAUUGUAAAUGAAUAUUGCCUCAAAGUCACCUAUGUGAACAUAGAAGCAUUUAUGGUAACAAGUGAUGCCUGCAACUUCAUGCAUAAAAAUGACCAACUAGAAAGCAUGGUAAGGUGGAUAAACUGUGUGCUAAAACAAUAGGAAAGGGUUAAGGGGCAUCUAGGCAGCAUACUGGUGCUCGCUGAAAAAUUAUUUCAAAUUUCUCUAAAUCCUAAAAUGCUCAUAAAAGGUUGAGGGAAAUAUUUACAUGCUAGGGACUGUGGCCAGGUGCCAAGAAUACGGUGACGGUACACGUCGUAGGUGAGCACCCCGAAGAGUUUAUUUGAAAGGACUGCGGACUGAUGACAGCCUGAGUUAUACUCAUGAAGAAAAAGAAUAUGGGCUUUUUCUGCACUAUUUUUUUACUAAUUCUUUUUCCUUGUUUGAGCACUGCAGAAAAUGCAAGCUCAUGUGUCUACUCCACAGGGAGGAUGCCUUUCUGCACAGCCUCCUCACCAGAACCAAAGGGUACCUGUGCCCUGCAACUGGACCUCUCGAGCCCUAUUACCACCCCAGUGACUGGGUCAGGCCUCCCAUGGUAAACAUAGUGUCUGAAUGUGCAACCAUCACUAUGGUUCUUCUCAUUCUUCCCUAUUUCAAGAAAUUCUGCAUAAAAAAAUAAUCUAUGGACCACAAAUUAGACAUUAAAAGUCAAAUUCAGAUGACAGCCCCCACAGCCACCCCAGCCACCCCACGAAUUUAUUCAAGAAUAAAUUGAGUAGACCCAGCCAUAGUUUUUUCAAAGCUUUGUUUUACAUACACAAAAAUAUCUGAAUUAAUGUUUUGAAACCAAAACCAUGAAUUUCUUGUUUUAUCAAGAGUAGUUUUCUGUGGGAUCAUUUUAAACGUAGUUCUGGUUUUGCCUUGAGAUCAAAUAUUUAUAAUUUUGCCCACCCUACCCCAAUUCUAUAUCAUGGUCAUUGUCAGGGUAAUUUGUCUACAUCUUCUUUAACAAACCAAUCACAGAAGUCACCAAAAACCCAAGAUGCAAAAUCCAGGAGCCAUGGGAUUAAUACCCACAUUUUACUUUUUUGAGUUAAGAACAAAUGUUUGUGAUUUUUUACAGUUCUAUUGACGCCGCAAAGUAGGGACAUGGUCCCACUUAUAAAACAUACUCUUUUCAUAUAUUUGAAUGUUUUUUGAAAAAAGGAAAACCCUAGGUGUAAGUUGCUGUUAAAUUGGUUUCCUCAAAAUGACUGGAAGUGACUCACCUGCCCUCCUUUUCACCAUGCCACAGUCUGCUUUGUGAGUGACACCUGAGUGACUCAACUCGUGGACAUUCUGGGAUAGCUGUUCUUCCUUUUAAAAAAAAAAAAAAAAACUAAAUUAGUUCAUUUGUAAUAGCUGACCGAUUCAAAUGCAGUCAAAAAUUUUCUAUGAUUGUAAAAUGUGAUUGAGUCCUUACAAGCCUCUGUAUCUCCUAAAAGGAAAUGCAAAUUACACUUCCUGAAACAGGUAGUCUUUGGAAAGUACAAUCCAAUGAACUAUACAAGCACCUUUUCAUCUCACUUGCACCUGAUUUUUCCAAACAAAUGUGAAAUCAAACCUGCCUCCAGAUUAAAAAAAAGUAGUGGUUUGUUGGAACUUAAGACAAGGAGAGUUAAAUAUAUUUGUCUAAGAGAAUUUCAGAACAUGUUAACGUGAGAAUCAAAGACAAGUGAUUCCACCUGCUAAGGCCAGGAAACCAACAAGACUUCAAAUCACAGUAUUUCAUGCUGGGGUUAAUGGUCCUCAAUAAAUUACACGGCCGUGUCUGUGUUUGACACUUGUGUUCUCAAGCCGGUGGUUUCUUUCCUAGUGGCUUUCUCCAAGUUAGAAGUUAUAAGGAACGCAGAAAAUUAAUGUUUACAUUUUCAUUUGAAACAAUAAAAUAGUUAAUUUUAUUGUUUUAUGUUGAGCUUUUAAAGAAAGAUAAAGGAAUGUUAGUUUCAGCACAGAAUUAUCAGCAUGAUAUAAAUUUCCAGAUCUUUAGAUAUUAAUCCUAAUUUGGUUUACUGACACCCAGAUUUUUAUCAGUGUCAGUCAGAAAGGAUUUCAGAGCACCAGCAAAAAUUCUCUUUAUUUUGGAGGUACAUAAAGGUAAGGCACAGGAAAACUUAGAAUGACUAUAAGGCUGAAAGGUUAAUCUCUGAAAGGUGAUUUCUUUAUGCGUUGAAAAGCCAGAUAAAAACUAGAAAAGUCAGCUACACUAUUUCAGCAUGGCUUGGCUGAAAUUCAUGUGAGGAGGGGCUGAGUCUUUACGAGACCUCACAUGUAAUAUGCUUUAAUAAUGCUGUUUGGCUGUUAAGAAGGAUAGGGCUCAGUCUGAGACUGUAUUUCAAGAAAUGUAGGAGCUUGGCAAUCAGAGAAAAACCAUACUCCCUUUGUAUCUUGCACUAGCCUUCACACAGCUGGAGGGCUCUGUUCAGGCCUGGGAACUACUUUUUAAAAUUGUGAUAAAAGACACAAACCAUAAAAUUUUCCUUACCGUUUUUCAGUUUAGUAGUAUUCAGUACAUAGGCUUUGUUAUGCAAGAAUCUCUAGAACUUUUCAUCUUGCAAAACUGAAACUAAGCCUAUUAAAUAGCAAUUCCCUUUUUUCCUCUCCUUCCUCCUGGCACCUGGCAGCCAAUGUUCUAUUUUGUCUCUGAAUCUGACUACUUCAGGUACCUCAUGUAUGUGGUCUUGUACUGUCUUUUUUGUGAUUACUUCAUUUCAUCUAGCAUAGUGACUACCAGAUUCAUCCAUGUCGUAGCAUGUGUCAAAAGUUCCCUUGCCUUUUGAGUUGAGUUCCAUUACAUAGUUAGGUCACUUUUUGUUUAUUCACUUGUUAGACUCUUGAGUUAACCUUUUGGCUGCUGUGAAUAAUGGUACUAUUAAUGUAACUGUGCAAUUAUCUCUUUGAGACCCUGCUUUUAAUUCUUUGGGUAUUUAUGGGAACCACAUUUAAGAGUAAUAUUGACCAACUGGGUCAUCUCCAGAAAAGGGCAGGGAAAGGUCUAAAUACUAGACCUUUUAGCAGAGCAAUUAAAGGAUUUGGAGGAUCUAUUUGGAGAAGUUCUAUAGAGGUAUAGCUGCUGUCUGCAGCAUUGGAAAGGCUGACCAGAAAUGCUGCAAAUGGCAGAUAAGGCUCAAUGCCUGGAGUUACAGGGGAUUUUAUUCAAUCAAAAGACAAAUUAUGUUCCCUUAACAAAACAGGAGAAUAUGAGACCCCUUUGGGGAAGGUAGUUAAACAGAGACCACUCAAGACCAUUCGCAGCAAAGGAGAGAGAGAGAGGUCCUGUCCAAGAUACAUCGAGCCAGGUGAUUUUGAUUCUAAAUGAUACAGAGGUGGUCAUCAUGGCUUGGUCUUGUUACACUCUGACCCUUGCUCUUCUAAGUGCAGUCUGAGGAGCAAUGACUUUGGCAUCACCUGGAGGCUUGAUAGACAUUGAAAAUCUCAAGCCCUUAUCCCAGAAAGCCUGAAUUAGGAUCCCCAGGUGAUUUACAUGUACAUUAAGGUCUGACAAGCCCUGGUUUAAAUUCAUCAAAUACUGGGUUGCUCUAUUCUUAGGUAGGAGUUAUCAAAUGACCUUACACUGAAUAGUCUUAGCCCAGAUAAUCCAUGACCAGUCAUCCUCUAGUUGACCUAAUAGCUGACCACAGGACAUAGACGAAUGAACACGUCCAGCUGAAAUCAGCCUGAUAGGAUUGGAUCAGCAGAAUCUUCCAGCCAGUCCACAGACUUGUAAAAAAAUAAUACUUGAUUCUUUUAAGUCAAAUUUGGGGCUGGUUCAUUGUGCAGCACUAUUGUAACAAUAGCUAAUGAUACAGCCUCUGGGAGGGGGGAGGAUUUUAAAAAUAUAAACAGGGCCACUACAUGUUAGCUUGCAGCCAUUCAGUAAAUGGUAAUUACAACUAGUAAACUGCUGUGGGCUACAUGGAGCCUAGGAUAACCAAACUAACAGCCUCCACUUGAGAAGAAAGCUGAAAUCUGCCACGAGAAGCAUGAGGAGAAGCAUGAGAAGGCUGGAAUCAUCCAGAGUUCCUCCAAAGAUCAAAGGAAAAGAUAACUGAUAGAAUAUCAGUUAUGCAAGAAAUUUUGGCUUACAGGGUAAGAAGUGGGAGAGUUCACAAUGACUACCUAUGAGCUGGAAAGUCCAAUAGCUGCUCAGUCCAAGAAUCUGCAGAGUGAGAAGAAUCAAGGAUACAGCAAUAGUCCAAGUCAAAGACCUGGAACUUCCUCCCAAAAGCCUCGUUGGUGUGAAUCUGGAUUGUAAGGCUGAUGAAACUAGAGGCUAAUGUCUGCAGACAAUGGCAGUGAAAGAUGUACCAGCACAAGCCAAACGGAGCUUUUCAAAUGCGUGCCCACUCCUCCUUUCCCUUUCCUUCCAAUCAGGCUGGAAGCCUCCAGCCGAGAAGAGUCAGAAAAAAGAGACCUAUCUCAGACCCUUUGUGGCUGUGCCUUGAUGGUGAUGGGGCGAUGACAAGGCCUGGAGCAGAGAUGAACAUCAUGAACUAGAGGUGUUGCUGCCAGCUGACAGAGGAGGCCUCAACUUUUAUCCUGUGCAGUGGGGAAAUGAGUCCAGCUGUUUUGCCAAGAGAAAAAGAUACUACGAGAGUACUCUGUUAACUGAAAGACCCCCUCACUGGGAGUGAGCCAAUGCAAACCAUUCACUGCACUCGGAAUGUUAGAUGUAUCCCCAAAAGGGAUGUGUGUUCUGAGGCCACAUAAGAUGUAUAAUAGCCCCAAAUAAUCUCAUCAGUGUUCAGCCACUGUCUCUGAACCCUAUUUUCCCUCUUGUGUUUUGCUCUGUGAUGCCGGGGUUGAGCCUAUUACUCUCAUUUAAGCUUUGCCAUCUUCUGCCAUUAGGAGUACCAGACAGACUCUAAGGUAAUUUCCUGGGUGAUGCUGACUUCGGGUGGUCCAAGAACCAUGUAUUUGGAACUACUGCACUGGACAAAGUGCCCCAUCUCCAGUGAACUAGUUGUACUGUGACUAUCAUAAGGAUCACUGGAAAUAGUCCCAAAUUAACUCAGUUGACAAAUGAGUUAAUAAUGUUUUAAAAAUAAGGUAGGGCAAGGUCCUGUCCAGGGCAUUAUCAAUUUAUCACUCGUCAGUAUAGUAAGAAAGGAAGUGAAGUGUGUUUCUCCAUAUUUCCUUCAGUCUGAGCAUGUUGUGUGCUCCUGUUAUGAUUUAUAUCUGAAUGUGCCCCCCAAAGCCUUAUGUGAUCAUGGAUCAGGCUGUGUGUGUGUGUGUGUGUGUGUGUGUGUGUGUGUGUGUGUGUGACAGUGACAUACUCAUCAGUGGAUGAGUCCAGUGAUGAGUUCAUGGCUAAAUGUGAUGCUAAGAGCUGAAACCUGCUUGAAGGAGAUGGGUCACUGCAGACAUGACCUGGAAGGUCUGUCUCCCUCUCCGGCCUUGAUUCCUCUCUCUGCUUCCUGCUGCCAUGCCAUGAGCAAGUCCCCCUUUCCCAGGCCCCUCUGCUAUGCCACCCUGCCAUGGGGCCAGUCAACCAAGGGCUGAAACCUCUGAAAACUGUGACACAAAAUAAACCUUUCCUCCCUUAACUUGUGGAUGUUUGGUAUUAUAUCUCAGCAAGGAGAAAGUGACAGCUGCUGAAUGGCAGGCUAGACGUGCUCCUGGCAUGUGAUAGACCCACACAUGUUGGACAGGGACAAUGAAAUACUUACACUUCAGUGGCAUUUGAAAGUAUCUUUCCAUUUGGAAUGGCUGAUCUUGGGAGGGAUGGGUCAAAUUUGCUCUUGUGUGUUUUGUCAUGCCAACAAAUGAAAAUAAAAACUCCAAAGCCUCCACCUGACCAAUUUGAGCAGCACUGUAAUUUUUCAUACUUUUCAUAAUAUACUUUUUUCCAUUUUCUGACAGUGAAAUGAUCCUAACUUGUUCUUAACAAAAUAAAAACAUAAUGAACAAGAGACUUGCUUGCCGCGUGUCCCUAGGGUUCAUACUCAGCUUGGGGAGUCAUGAUGUGAGAGGACCCAAAGAGAUCGCAGAACACUAGGGUCCAAAGUCCUGAGGCGAUAACCUUAAUGAAGGACAAGAAAACAGAAACACUAAAGUUUAUUGAAAUGCUGCUACAAUGGAAGAACAAAUUCUCACCAUUGAGUGGCUAAAGCCAGUAACAAGGACACAUUUGUUUUGCUGCGGCUGAAACCUUCUUACCUCACACACGUGUAUGGUGGGUGAUCCUGGCUGUCCCCUGGAACUGGGAUGGUUGGGAGGAACACUGAUAUGUGACCCUUUUGCAGAGCAUGUGUUUCUGCACUGUAUGGUAGUUGGGUUCCUAAGGCUGAGGAAUGAGAGAGAAAUAGAGGACAAAAAGAACACUGCACAGAAACAUUUUUAAUGACUUGGAAGUCACCUAGCACCACAACUGUCAUGUUCUACUGGUUCAUUAGAGCUGUCCAAAAUCCAGCCCAGAUUUAAGAGGAGCGAGCACAGACUUCAUCUCUCAGAGCAAAGAGUAGUAAGGUUCAGAAGAGUGUGAGGAACCAGAAAUACUGUUGUAGGUAUAUUUUUCUGCGGAAAAAUUAUCUACCAUAUCUAAUCUGCACCGUUGCUAAGUUCCAGAUGGCAUUUUUCCAUGGAACAAUUUUAUUCCCACUUGGUCUCCAUUGACUGGAUCAGAGUCAUAACCUUGGACAUGAGACCUGGAUCAGUCAGGUUCUGACCUGAUCAAUAAUUUUAUCAAACUAGAAAAGUGCGCUGGGGAUUUAGCUCAGCGGCAUAAGCGCCUGCCUUGCAAGCAGGCAGGCCUGAGUUUGAUCCCUGGUACACAUAAAAACGAAAAAGACAAAAAAAACAAAAAAAACCAGAAAAGUGAGAUGCUGUGUUUCUGGAUCUACAUCUUUUUUGAGGAUCAAACUCAUGACCGCCAGCUUGCAAGGCAGGUGCUUAUGCCGCUGAGCUAAAUCCCUAGCCCCUGGAUCUACAUCUUAAGCCAGUAUGCUUUGUUGGCUUCACGACUGGAAUAUAGCAGCACAAUUUGUAAUAGCUAAGUCUUGGAAACAACCCAAAUGCCCAUAAACUAUAGAAUGAGUAAAAAAGAUGUGGUAUUGUUAUACAAUGGAGUACUACCCAGAUAUAAAGAUGGAUAAACUUGAGCUUUUAUAGAUAAAUGGAUGUAAUUUGAGAUCAUAUUCAAAAGUGAAAAAAAUCAGACUUGCAUGUGUAAACAUCAUAUUGUCUCCCUAAUAUAAAAAAAUGAAAGAGUAAACAAGAUCCAAAAUGAGCAGCAGAUAUUGUGAAAGUGGAAAAAACUGCUCAAAAGGAAAGAACAACUGGGAUGGAGAAAAGAAAGGAAAAGUGUGUGUGUGUGUGUGUGUGUGCAUGUGUAGUAGAUAAUUAUACUACUAAUCUCUAUUAGUUCAUCAAAAACGGUUUGUACUUUCAUUGUUCGAUCAUUUUCAUACCUGUAUCUUGUAAUCUGAGCCUAAUUUGAAAAUAACAAUAUGCAAUAUAUUAACCAUUGUUAACCUCCUAUUUUGUUUUGAAAUUCCAUGUCAUUAUCUUUAUUUUAAAAUAAAAAAACUGAACUAGAUACUUCUGUAUAUAUGCACAGGAGAGAAUAAAGACAAUAGGUUGGAGAAAAAGGAAUGAAAAAGGGAAAGAGAUACACCACGUUUGUUCCUGACAGUUUUUCAGCUUCCUUGUGACGUCCACUGGACUUCAUAGUUUUGAGCUAUGGGGCACAGCGUUGUAUAAAACCACCCUCUUUCCCAUACACAAGUGUAUGCGCAUUUCUGUAGAAAUCUGAGUAGACUGUAGGGCAGGAGACAAGAGGUCUUUGAGAGAGGGGUUCUCCUUGUACUCACUGGCAGGCAGGCCUCCCCGGUGUUCCUGUGCAUCUGUCCUAUGAUUUCUGCCCUUUGGUUUUGUGCUACUUAUCAAGGGUGACCCCACCCUCCCCACCC